AGCUGGCACUUUAUUUGGAAAGACUAUGCUUGGAGGGUGCAGCUUUUAUCAAAAACAAUCUCAACUAUAACGGUGUACGUGUGGAGUGUGAGGGGAUGGUAACCUCUCGAACCGCAAUUGACUGAUUACCUUACUAUCAAAAAUACCGCAUGACAAAAAAUAUCUUUUUGUACCGUUGAUGGCUUCCUGAAAUGUACACCGCGCACAAUAGUAGCUGCGAAUAAAGAAUGCAAUGAGCACAUCAUGGGUGGUAGCGACCGGCGAGGAGCAGUGCACCUUGUUGCCGACGGUAAGCUCCACCAGAUCUGGAGCUGGAUCCGACGAAGAGACACCAAAUGGAACUAUCCGAACCAAAGUUAAGUUACGGCAAUUACAGCGCGGAUCUCGAGCGCCUCUGCCUUUGCCAAGGAAUCUGCGACGGCUCGGAUGCUGUACCCUAAGCGUCUUUUUUAUGGUUCUGAUGCUUCUAGUCUACCUGCCACUCAUGGACGUCCGCAAGCGUUGUGCUGGCUUGCCUGACUGGACGCUGGAGACCUCCCGCAGUGUAUCCGAUUACAUAGACGCAGGACCAGCGCUCAUUGUGCCGAAGGACUUUUGCCGGAACAAGACAUUCCUGGUAAUUGCCGUCUGCACGGGAAUGGGAAACUUCGUCCAGCGGCAGACAAUUCGAGAAACCUGGGGCAACACCACAGAGUUUAACUACCCCGCCUUUGUAAAACUACAUGGUCACCUAAAAGGAAGCUAUCUGGACGUGAUGCCGUCGCGUCUAAAGAUGUAUGCAGACUACUUCAACGGAACAGACUCCACCCUCACCGCCACAGUACGAAUUGUGUUUAUUCUGGGCCGCAAUAAGGAUGAGUCACUUGUGGGAAACGAGACUCUGACUCGGAUCCAUAAUGAAGCCGAGCAGUACAACGACAUUAUCCAGGAGAAUUUCGUGGACAGCUACAAUAACUUGACUCUGAAAUCUGUGAUGGCUUUGAAGCACGUAGCUCGAAGUUGCUUCAACUCCACGGCCUUCUUCCUCAAGUGCGAUGAUGAUACAUUUGUGAACAUCCCAAAUCUGCUGCACUUCCUCCUCGGCGGUACAAUUCCGCUCUACAACGAUACACUUGACUAUCACGAUCGAACUACAUACCUGGCCAAGUUGCCAUCGAACCGAUUGAACGCCAGCACUGAGGUUAUGUACGGUCACCAGUUUUGCAAGGUGACUCCUGUAAGCGACGUAACUAGCAAGUGGUACAUGCCCGCCUACAUGUAUGCUCCGACCGCAUAUCCGAAGUACCUAUCCGGGGCUGGAUAUCUGCUCUCCAUCGAUGUGGUUCAGCGAUUGUACGAAGCUGCCCUAAACACUACGUUAGUCUACCUGGAAGACGUUUACAUCACCGGACUGUGCGCCCAGCGAGCCGGGAUCCCGCGACACCACCAUCCCCUGUUCAGUUUUUCGCACUCGAAACAUCUGUGCGCCUUCAAGGGCACCAUUGCACAGCACCAAGUGAAGGACGACAGUAUGGCCGAGGCCUGGAACUUUGUGUCCGACUACUCGAUAAAAUGUCCUCCACCAGAGCGCUUCUUUAGCCAGAUUCGACUACGCAAGAGGCCCGUUUGCUAAUCCUCGUUCCUUUUUAUUUAUUUUCUUUUCCAAAUUUGCAUUCCUAGUUGCAGGUUUGCUUUGGUUUCCCAAUAUUGAAAAAAUGGUGAUAUUAAACGCCCCGACAGUAACAGAAAAGUUCUCAUUAUAUUUUAGUUAAAAUAUUUAAUACAAGCUAUGCCGACCUACUCAGUUCUUAUUAAGUAUUGAUAUUUUUGCUUAGAAAAGCCACCCCAAAACUUCAUAUCAACGUUAAAUAUAUUGCACAAAUGGAUAUAGCUUCCAUGCUAAUCGUUAGGCUUCCCAUUAGAUUUUUCACAAGACAUUGAAUGUAUUUAUACCAUUUGAUAAGAUUGGAGAGUAAUUUAUUUUUCAUUCAAAGAUUAAAAAAAAAUUAGGCGCUUAAUCUGCCGCUAGUAGAUAUAUUAAACUAAAAUAAAACUAAUCAUGACAUUAUGUAAACGUGUGAUAGUUAAGAACGCAGAAAUACUUACUGAAUCAAAUUGCCAAUAUGUGUUUGUGUUCUUUAAAAAAUAAAAACGUUAAACAAAAUAAAUAUAA
This is a messenger RNA of Drosophila bipectinata, 2152 nucleotides long. RefSeq names its product beta-1,3-galactosyltransferase 1. Gene Ontology annotation, cellular component: Golgi membrane. Lineage: Eukaryota; Metazoa; Arthropoda; Insecta; Diptera; Drosophilidae. Gene Ontology annotation, molecular function: hexosyltransferase activity. The record is from RefSeq and is a predicted model, not a curated record.